This is a messenger RNA of Cyprinus carpio (common carp), 1311 nucleotides long. RefSeq lists its product as uncharacterized. Lineage: Eukaryota; Metazoa; Chordata; Actinopteri; Cypriniformes; Cyprinidae. The record is from RefSeq and is a predicted model, not a curated record.
UUUUUGUAGGUAGGUGAAUCAGGUCUGAAAGAGGAAGCAGGAUGCCAUGAAGGCGUGUUAGCCACCGGUCACUAUGCAAUGAGUCUGUGUCUCUGUCUACCCAAAGAGUGGGCCAUCGCUUCCACCGAGGACUCUGGGAAAUGAAGCUUAUACUAUACCUGCUUUUGGCAUUGACAGUAAGCUGGACUGGACUUGUUCAAUGUGAAGACAGCGAAGAAACGGAGCAGGAGAAUGCCCUUAAAGACUCCCCAGAAACUUCCAAAGCAGAGGGUGAAGAAGAAAACUCAGAGAAUCAGGGGGAUGGUGCAGGCUCUGGAGAUGGGGGUAGCCGGGAUUUAGACUCCCAACCAAACAGUGAUUCAAACACUGACCAAACAGAUAAAAUUGAGGAAACAAAGCUGACUACUGAGGCAAAUACAGAAGCAGGCACAGAGGAUCUCAACCCAGUCAUCAUACCUCUAGUUCUCACACUGGUCAUCAUCGCUGUGAUCGUGUGUGUAGUCACGAUCUACUGCAGGUGGAGAAUAACAGGUGCUGAAGACACGAAAGAAGAUCCUUAUCUGGAUCAUGAAGACCAUGAAAAGGUGCCAAUGCCCAUGUUUGAGGAUGAUAUCCAAUCAGUGAUGGAGCUGGAAAUGGAAGACCUAGAAAAUUGGAUGGCAAAAGAUGGAGGCAAGAAAGUGGACACUGGCCAAAUAUAAUGAAUAGCUUUUCAGAACCGGCUGUGGACCUGAUGCGGUUUCAUGUGUCCUCAUAUCUAAUACUGGACAGUGUACAUGUUGUGGUAAACUUAGGUACAUGUAAGAGAAGACAUUUCCUAAUGUAUUAGAUAACUUUAUAUAAAAACAUAUUAAACUGCUGUGUAAAGACCAUCGCCGUUUGGAUGAAAACUGAAUAAAGCAAACAAACAAAAAUAAGCAGAUAGAUUUUUCUGUCUGUUGCACUGAGCAGGAUACAACAGCUCUUCUGGAAGCUGAUGUGGUCUUCUUGAUAUUUUUAUGGAGUACAACAAAAUAAUAAACAAUGUUGUAUCUUUAUAAUGUAAUAAUCAUUCUUGUCUUUAUCUUAAUGCAAUGACUGCCACAGAACUUCAAAAAUAAGAAGCAUUUCAUCAUUCCAUUUAAAUUAUAAAAACAUGAACAUUUUAACCUAUGUAAAUAUUAUUGCAUAAGUUGUAUCCUUUUUUUUUAUUUGCAGCAUUGCAAGUUUGUUUACAAUUUAUAUGAAAUUGAAUUAUUCUUAAGGAAACACCAACACAUUUCCUGCUAUGUACUGUUUUUUUUAUAUAUAUUAAAAGAGGGACUAUUGUUA